Messenger RNA from Closterium sp. NIES-65, 690 nucleotides. The record is from the annotation of a GenBank genome assembly. Lineage: Eukaryota; Viridiplantae; Streptophyta; Zygnematophyceae; Desmidiales; Closteriaceae.
AUGCUCACUAUCCUUUAUCACACGCGUGCAUGUACCCUCAAGCCCCCCAUGGCCGCAUGCCCCCAUGCCUGCCAUGCCAUGUUUCCCCCACACUUCCUAGACCCGAGACAUAGGGACUGGUGGUGGUCCUCGUGUAGACCCGAGACGCAGGGAUUGGUGGUGGCGCUCGUGUACCUGGUGGGAGACUGGGGACUGGUGGUGGCGCUCGUGUACCUGGUGGUGACCAUUCUCUUCCAGCACUUUUACUUCACGCCUGACUGGCUUGGGGGGGAAUUUGGGGGUGGUGCUAGAGGGAAUUCGGGGGUGGUGCUGGGGGUGGUGGUGUUGGGGGAGGUGGUGCUAGGCAAGCGCAUUCUGCCCUCAAUCGCAGCAGUGCCUCUCCUAAUGGCCUAUUCGGCCCACACCACCAUCGUCAUCCCCAAGCCACGUGGUUGCUUCCCUUCUCUUCUCGUCCCUCAUCCCCCUGGCCCAUUCUGCAGGAAGCUCAUUCUCCCCUCAAUCGCAACGCUGCCUCUCCUGAUGAUCUAUUCAGGCCACACCACCAUCGCCAUCCAAAAGCCGUUGCGGCCGCUGCUGGCAGGGCUGGCAAGCAAGGAGGUCGCCGUAUGGGACCUGGGCGUGCAGUACAAGGUCUACAUGGGCAUGCUCAUCGUGUUCUGCUCUAAUUCAAUUAACAUCCUGCGGGAGUGA